CCUCGACGCCGAUAACACACAACCUUCCUGCAGGAUGCAGCUGACCCUCGCAACCGCCGCGCUCCUUCUGGCGACCGCGCUGCCCUCGGCCGCCGGCACUCUCCUUGUGACCACGGGCUCCGUGGCGCUUUCGAGCAGCGCCGCCGCCCUGGCCGCCCUCAAGCUGAGCGCAGUGGGCGGCGCCGUCUUGGGCAGCGCCAUCGCCUCUCGCGGGCGCUCCCGGGGCAAGCGAGACCUGGUGCAGUGCCUGCCCGUCGCCGACACAGAGCUCUACUUCACGCUGGCCGCCAACUCCGACAAGCUGGGCUGCGUCCAGCGGUUCGUGUGCGAGGUGUCCGCCCGAGACGAGGCCGACCUGUCGGAGGACGAGAGGCUCUUCAGAGACGCCUUCGCCUCCGGCCACGCCCCCGAAGCAGGGUCCGCCCAGAGCCUGUUCGUCCGCGCGGCCUCCGUCGGCGCCAAAGGGGACCUCCGCCUCUGCGCCGACGAGUACAGCAAGUGCCCCAUCGACGGGAAGACCCUCCUCAGGGAAUUCAACAAGGCCCAGCUGCAGUAGCCUCGCCGCCGCUGCCCUCGAGAAGAAGGAAGCGAACGCGUUUGAGUUCCUUCUCUCGAUCCGCGAGUCCUGUGGAUCUCCCUUCUCUUCCUCUCUCGCGCAGAUAAGAGAUCUCUUUGGACGUGAAUUUGAAAUGAAAAAUACUUCCGGAAUUUCAUCCGAUACGACAUUAAUAAA
This is a messenger RNA of Penaeus vannamei (Pacific white shrimp), 733 nucleotides long. RefSeq lists its product as uncharacterized. NCBI's taxonomy places the organism in Eukaryota, Metazoa, Arthropoda, Malacostraca, Decapoda, Penaeidae. The record is from RefSeq and is a predicted model, not a curated record.